AGGAAGUCGGAACACGCCUGUGGUGAUGGCGCAGCAGGCGGGACGGCGCUACAUAAGGGCUUUUAUUAGUGGCUUCUUUGUCGCCGUCCCCGUCACAGUCACCGCUCUGGAUCGACUGGCCUAUGUCGCCAGGGUUGAAGGGGCAUCGAUGCAGCCCUUCCUGAAUCCAGAUGGUGCGUCAGAGUGUGAUGUGGUUCUCCUAAACCGCUGGAGUGUCAGGAACUAUGAGAUCCAAAGGGGUGACAUCGUCUCCAUCGUGUCUCCCAGGAAUCCCAAGCAGAAGAUCAUCAAGCGUGUCAUUGGUCUGGAGGGAGACUUUAUCAGGACUUUAAGCUACAAGAACCGAUAUGUGCGUGUGCCUGACGGUCACUUCUGGAUUGAGGGGGAUCACCACGGGCACAGUCUGGACAGCAACAGCUUUGGGCCGGUGUCCGUCGGUCUGCUGCACGGUCGAGCUUCUCACAUCAUCUGGCCGCCGCGCCGGUGGCAGCGGAUAGACCCGGUCAUGCCGCCCAACCGGGGCCCGCUCAACCCCGAAGAAGAUGAGGACUGAAAACUUUGAUUCUGUGAAUCUCACGAGUCCUGACUUGUCACUGUGAAAGCAUUUUCACCCAAACCAGCAACAGUUUGAAUCCAGUCCAAUAACGCACAGGAUUGUUUCCUUCAUUUUGUCUGAGAAAGUUGAUCAUUUCAUUUCAUGGGAUUGUUAUUGGGACUCCAGAACCGUCGGUGUCAGACCUGUCAAAUCAAGCAGAACCAAGUCACUUGGUCCUCAGAAGACCUGUUUAAUUGAGUUCACCCAUUGCCAUCAAUAAAGUCCUCAGAGUGUGUGUUCA
This is a messenger RNA of Synchiropus splendidus (mandarinfish), 836 nucleotides long. RefSeq names its product inner mitochondrial membrane peptidase subunit 2 (gene immp2l). The coding region runs from base 26 to 553 and encodes 175 amino acids. Gene Ontology annotation, biological process: mitochondrial respiratory chain complex assembly. Gene Ontology annotation, molecular function: serine-type endopeptidase activity. Gene Ontology annotation, cellular component: membrane; mitochondrial inner membrane peptidase complex. The record is from RefSeq and is a predicted model, not a curated record. The transcript has 6 exons. Lineage: Eukaryota; Metazoa; Chordata; Actinopteri; Syngnathiformes; Callionymidae.